CAGCUGACUUCCGCCUCCAAUCUGCGUCAUCCUUACGUAACACCCCUUCCGUAUGCCGCCGAAAGGAGGAGUUUUCGCUCUGCCCGGAGGGAACUGCGAGAUGUGCGCAGGCGCGGCUGAGUGAAGCUGGAAGGAGAAUAGGACCAAUAUGAAGGACACCCUCGCCCUCCUCUCUCGAGUUAACGCUCACCCAGACUCCCACUGCUGGUUUGUAGCAUGGAAUCCCUCUGGAACAUUGCUGGCUUCCUGUGGGGGAGAUCGUUCUAUCCGCAUCUGGGGCAAAGAUGGGGACAACUGGGUGUGCAAGUCAGUCCUUGGUGAAGGACAUCAACGCACAGUCCGGAAAGUUGCCUGGUCACCCUGUGGUAAUUAUUUGGCGUCUGCCAGUUUUGAUGCCACCACUUGCAUCUGGAUGAAGAAGAAAGAGGAGUUUGAGUGCAUAACCACCCUGGAAGGACAUGAAAAUGAGGUGAAAUCUGUAGCCUGGGCACCUUCAGGAAGCCUUUUGGCCACUUGCAGCCGUGACAAGAGUGUGUGGCUUUGGGAAGUGGAUGAAGAGGAGGAGUAUGAGUGUGUCAGUGUAUUGAAUUCACACACUCAGGAUGUAAAGCAUGUGGUAUGGCACCCUAACCAAGAGCUCUUGGCAUCUGCCAGUUACGAUGAUACUGUGAAGCUGUACCGGGAGGAGGAAGAUGACUGGGUGUGCUGUGCCACUUUGGCAGGACACACUUCCACUGUUUGGAGCUUGGCCUUUGAUCAGACGGGAGAGCGUCUAGCCACCUGCAGUGACGAUAAGACUGUACGCAUCUGGAGGCAGCUAGAAAAUGGAGAACAAGGAAGUAAGAUUGAUCCCAACUGGAAGUGUGUUUGCACCCUGAGCGGAUAUCACACCAGAACCGUGUAUGAUGUGAACUGGAAUCAUCUGACAGGAGCCAUUGCUACAGCCUGUGGAGAUGAUGCCAUCAGGAUAUUUGAGGAGGAUUCUGGAUCUGACCCCUUGCAGCCCACCUUUUCCCUGACUGCUCACAUGCCACGUGCCCAUACCCAGGAUAUCAACUGUGUGGCCUGGCACCCUAAGGACCCUAGUUUGUUGGCUUCAUGCAGUGAUGAUGGAGAAAUGGCAUUCUGGAGAUAUCAAAAACCUGAGUAAUACAUGGUUUUACAUGGGGCUACUUUGUUUAUUCCUUCCUCUAAUGCUUUAAACUUUUUCAUCACUAGCACAAAAUUCCAUUUGGGUGACCAGUUAUAUUAAUAAUAUUAAUGUGUCGAUAGCAUGAUCUAGAACUGUGUGUUGAUACUAAGUAUCUCCAGAUAUUUUCUGUUACCCAGACAGUUGAAAUCAUUGUAACCUAAUUUCCUAAAGGUAUAUUAAAGUUGUUAGUGAUCAUACCACUGCCAUUUAACUGCUGUCCAAUUUGCAAAUGGAUAUUACAGAUUGCUAGUUCAUGCUAGUAAUAUAUGAUCACCAGGUCAGGACUGAGAUCAAAAUAAAUCCUGGCAUUUAAGUACGCAGUGGCCCAAACAGGCCCCAGAAUUGUCUUGCAGCAGAUUUCAAGUCCGGUCCUGAUAACUUUUUAAUUGUGCAUUUGACCUGGGGCCAAAACAUUGGGUGUGGGUAUAUACAGUGUAUACCUAUUGGCUGGGUUUACGGCACCCAUUCAAUCCCCUGCUGGUGGGUAUGUUACCUUUUAUUGCUUUUGUAGAAAGAAAAGAAAAAACCUUCAGAAGAGAGCAGGAUAAUAUAAUAUUGUUGGUUUGAGGCAGGUUUAUUUACACGCUGUAUAAUGAGGCUGUAGAACCACCUCUGCUUCCGCAGUACUUUGAAUAAAACUGCCCCAUUAUAAAUGCAAAUAAAUAUUUUAAAAAUAA
Xenopus laevis (African clawed frog) is the source of this 1869-nucleotide messenger RNA. It is a transcript of the gene ciao1.S, whose product is annotated as cytosolic iron-sulfur assembly component 1 S homeolog. The transcript is spliced from 8 exons. The record is from RefSeq and is a predicted model, not a curated record. Gene Ontology annotation, cellular component: cytosolic [4Fe-4S] assembly targeting complex. Lineage: Eukaryota; Metazoa; Chordata; Amphibia; Anura; Pipidae. Gene Ontology annotation, biological process: iron-sulfur cluster assembly. Bases 149 to 1150 code for a protein of 333 amino acids.